Molecule: messenger RNA, 4013 nt
Organism: Temnothorax curvispinosus
Lineage: Eukaryota; Metazoa; Arthropoda; Insecta; Hymenoptera; Formicidae
Product: WD repeat-containing protein 20
Exons: 3
Coding region: 617-2644 (675 amino acids)
Molecular function (GO): protein binding
Source: RefSeq, a predicted model, not a curated record
GGACUCCGCUUACUCCGCUACACAGUACACGAGCAGUAUAGUUUCGUACGGACGUUCGUGGUAAUAUUCCGGGCGCCCUUAACCGCGUUCGCGCCGUCGUGCGAGAAAGGGGCAGAAACCGCGGAAAGCGGGAAAGAGAGACGAAGCUAAAAGGCCCAGCCAGGCGGCCGGCGAGAGACGAUCACGAGAUUCACAACGAUCCUCCGCACGGUUUCGCGGCGUGGCCUCUGCCAAUCGUGGCCGACGGCGGCCGGUCCCGCCGGUGGAGCUCGCUUCGCGCGCGUGAAGUUGCCUGCGGACGGGCGAGGGGAGCCACAGUGCUGAGUGCCACACGCGAGCGACAGCGACGUGAGUGAGGGAGUCGCGGACGCGGACGGCGAUCGGAGUUCGGAGUCGAAGUAGUAGGAGUUCGGAGUGAUCGGACGACGGCGACGCACACACGCGCACGGUCGGUCGGCCGGACGAUCGUUGGUCGACGGUGGACGGUGGACGAGGGUGGACGACGGUGCGUAACGGCGGGCCAGAAACGAGGGCGGCCUACGAGCGAUAAUCUCCCUGCGUGUCUGAUGAGCUCCUCCGCCGCGCCGCUGCUGCUGCUGCUGCUGCUGGUGGUAAGAUGGCUGUGCAGCUGGACGGAGGAGGGAAGGAGGACCUGAAAACACAAUUCGUCACGCGGGAGGGCACCUACAAGCUGAUGACCCUGUCGGAGUACUCGAGACCGAACCGAGUCGGCUACACCAACAGCCAGGGCAGCGCGUCCGUCAGGGUGUCCUUCGUCACGCUGCCGGACCCAGCGGACCCCACGGGCGCGCAGGGCCUCGGCGACCGAAUGUGCUUUAAUUUCGGCAAGGAGCUCUACGUCUACGUCUACCGCGGUGUCAAGAAGGCUGUAGACUUGAACAAACCGGUGGACAAAAAGUUAUACAAGGGAACUAAUCCGACCUGCCACAAUUUUAAUCAAACAACAGCGACGGCCGAUAGCGCUCCAUUGCUGGUGGGAUUCUCCACGGGGCAGAUACAGCUGAUCGAUCCCAUAAAGAAGGACAGUUCUCAGCUCAGCAAAUUGUACAAUGAAGACAGACUGAUAGACAAGAGCAAGGUGACAUGUAUAAAGUGGGUUCCCGGCUCGAACAACCUAUUUCUGGUCUCUCAUAGCUCCGGUCAGCUGUACCUCUAUAAUGAAGAACUGCUCUGCGGCACCACCGCGCCGCACUAUCAAUCGUUCAAAUCGGGUGACGGAUACGCCAUAUAUACCUGCAAAACCAAAUCUACGAGAAACCCGCUGUAUCGGUGGGUGAUAGGCGCGGAAGGAUGUUGUAUAAAUGAAUUCGCCUUUAGUCCGUGCGGCACGAACUUAGCCGUGGUAUCACAGGAUGGAUUCCUGCGUGUUUUUCAAUACAAUACUAUGGAACUGGUCGGCUCGGCAAGGAGCUACUUCGGCGGUUUUCUGUGCGUGUGCUGGUCGCCGGACGGACGUUACGUGGUGGUAGGGGGCGAGGACGAUCUGGUGACUAUCUGGAGCUUCCACGAGAAGCGGGUCGUGGCACGGGGGCAAGGCCACCAUAGUUGGGUGAGCGUGGUUGCCUUUGAUCCGUACACGACGUCCUACGGUGACCACGAUCCCGACUUUAGCGGUUCGGAUGACGAGACGAUGCCGCAUAACAAUCACAAUCACUUCCACGAGAAGUCGCAUCGCUUGUCGACGACCUCGCAGAGCGGCGGGGUCCACUCGAAUCGUAAUUCCUGUGGCUCCGAAUUGAGAAUGUCGGGCGGCACGUGCUAUAGGUUAGGCAGUGUAUCGCAGGACACCCAACUGUGCCUAUGGGACAUCACGGAGGAUGUGCUGAGGCAACCGGUGUGCGCCAAACAGAGACCCUCUGCGACGUGCAGCACCAGCGGCGGUACUUUGUCGUCCUCGGGCACGUUCAAUAGUGGCAAUGGGGCAGCGACAACGGCGAAUCACCAUUCGAACUCGAAUGCUAAACAUAAUAACUCAAAUAAUGUAAACUUCAAGGAGAACGCGAGUGGUAAUAACGAGACUAGUAACAAUAGCACUGGCACGAACGCCGCGGUGGCGACUGUGAAUUCGCUGACGCAGAGGCUAGCGGGACUUGGCUUCGGCGAGCGUAAGGGUGAUAAUCACAAGAGAAACUUUAGCCUGACGAUGCGAGGUAGCGGGACCGGUGCAACGGCGACGACGGCCAAUAACAGCGUGACGACGGUCGUGCAGAACAAUGGUGGCGACAAGGCGAGCACCGGCAACUCGACGAGUACGACGAGUAGUAGUCUGAACAACAGUGUCAGUGGGGGUUUAGUAGGUGGGACGGGAAGUAAAAAGGUUAGUUCCGUGAUGGACGAUCCUAUGAGGUUGAUAGGGACCGCCUGGUGUCCCAGGUUCGACGAGUGCCCGGUCCUCGAGCCGCUGGUGUGCAAGAAGCUGGCGCACGAGAGACUGACUGAAUUAGUGUUUAGGGAAGAUUGCUUCGUAACGGCGUGUCAGGAUGGAUACGUGUACACGUGGGCGAGGCCCGGCCACAUGGUAGGUCCUCUCACGAUAAGCAGCACCCUGCACAGGCCAUCACACCAUCAUAGCAACAACCCCUACACUAGUAAUAUCAAUUCCAUGCGAUGUAACGACCUCUGAUGUAACCCGUUAUCUCCAAAUCGUUAUUUAGCGAGUCCAUCGUCUAGAGUCUGUUGGUCGGAAGAUCCGAGAAUUCUGUACAUAUAUACGUAGAGUUAGAAUCCAAAAAACGAUGUUAUCGUGACAAAAGUGACACGGGAAAAAUCUUGUAAUGCUUUUGUGUAGUCUUCCUAUCGCCUGCCGCGGUGACAGGAGGAGGUCAAUGAAGACAAAUGAUUGUUCUGGCUUGGAAGUAUUAAAACGAGAUACAUUGACGAAUUCGGUAUUACCUUGCCGGGUGUUUGAUACGACGAUCUCGCGUCGCUGUUAUUUAAGUUUUAUAUAUUACAAUCAGUAUAUUUAAUCUUAGAGAGUCCCUAUUCAACAAUUAAGUCUACGACCUUACGGUUGUAUAAUUGCGUUUGAAUUCUAUUAGUAUUGGGAGGUGCCAUCGUAGAGAAAGAGCAUUGAGGAUUUUUUUUUAGUAUUUUUCUCUAAGUUUAUAUAUUGUGUAUACAAUUACAGAAGUACAUGGACGGACGAUACUAUGAGUGAACAAGUUUUGUAGUUUAUAAUUAUAUACGUAUUAUCGGGCCCUCAAUCUUGAAUUUUACAGGGCACCUUUUUUUAAUACGUUAAAUAUUUUUCGAUCCUUCUGCGUAUAAUGAUGAACACCUUUCGGAUAAUCUUGCCUUAGGACAUUCCAUUAGAUCGGAUAAAUUCGCGACAUUUUCGAAUACAAAUCUAUUGCCCGAAUUGCAUGAAAAUAGACAUCUCAAAUUAAGUAGUGUAGAGCGCGCACAUUAUGAUGUUUUUUUCAGAUGCAUUAAUAUAGUUUUUUCAUUAAUAUUAUGUUUUUGCGAGAAACUGAUGAGCUUUAACUUACUUUCUAUUUAGAACCUUAUUUAUUCUGUUAUCAAUUCUAUAAUACCUCGUUAGUGCAUGCGCUGCAAAUAAAAAAAAAGACAAUAGAUGCUUAAAGUUCAUUCAUAGUAUAGGCUGUCGUUGAUAUCUGUGCCUAAUGAUGGUCUGGUCAAGAUAUAUUCUCGCGAUGAAUAUUACAGAAUUACGCGAACUAUAGGAUAGCGAUCGAAUACCUUUAUCAAAUAUAUUUAUGUUUUUGGUUUGCAUCCUCGAGAGCAAUGUUGUUUGAGCCCUAUGAGGCCUCGUGACAGGGCAGGCCCCUUUAUUGAAGGAAACCUUCUUUCUAUCUUCUGUAAAGUGUUAUUUAGCUUUAGCCGACCAUUGAUAGAGAGUCAACGAGAAAAUUAUUUAGCCAAACUGUCGUCUCUCCAGACUUUACGAUUACGAGAUGCGAGAACAUUUAAUCUUUUGUUGAAAAAACGAUGAAUUUUGCCUUGUUGUACAAUAAAGCAAAAAUUUGAAUGAA